AGUCGUUGCGUAGUGCUAUCAAAUUAUCUGUAUAUCUCAACAAUUAUUAUUAGGGAUAUAAGAUUAUUUUCAUUAUAUUUAAGUUGCUUAUAUAUAUUCCUAUUGAUACAAUUCAUCAUGUAUUUCACCGUAAUAUUAAUUAUUAUUCUAUCAAUUUUAUUUGGACUAUACUAUGGAAUAGCAGAAUACUUUUUAAAUAAAUUACAUAUGCUUAAUAUUAUCAACGGCAUUCCUGGACCAAAAGCAUUUCCUAUAAUAGGAAAUGCUCAUCUGUUUAUUGGCGACACAACAGCUAUAUUUAAACAAAUAAUAAAUCUUGGUAAAAAUUAUCAAUUAUUGUGGCGUGUAUGGAUAGGCGCGAAAUUAUUUGUAAUAGUGGAAAAUCCUGAAUAUAUCAGGACUGUACUCAAUAAUCCAAAUAUUACUGAUAAGAGCGAGGAAUAUGAAAUAUUUAAACCUGUUGUGGGCAAUGGAUUGUUAACUGCUUCAGCAUCAGUAUGGGAUUCACAUCGAAAAGUUUUAAAUAAAAUGUUCCUUAUGAAAAAUAUAAAGUCACAUAUAGAUGUAUUUAUUAAUCAUUCUAUCGCAUUAAUGGAAAAAUUGGAAACUUUUGUUGGAGGAGAAUUAGACAUUUUUGAUUAUGUCUUUCGCUGUACUUUGGAUAUAAUAUAUGAUGUCACGCUGGAUACGCAACUAAAUUCGCUGACAAAUCCAGACUGUAAAUUAGCUGAAUCAAUAAAAUGUGGGAUGGAUAUAGCAACAAAAAGAAUCUAAAUUAUGGUUACAUCCGAACAUAAUUUUUUAUAACACUGCUAUUGGAAAGAAAUUUCAGACGUGCGUGGCUUAUCUGGAUAACGUAACA
Molecule: messenger RNA, 862 nt
Organism: Vespa crabro (European hornet)
Lineage: Eukaryota; Metazoa; Arthropoda; Insecta; Hymenoptera; Vespidae
Product: cytochrome P450 4C1-like
Exons: 6
Coding region: 118-774 (218 amino acids)
Molecular function (GO): oxidoreductase activity, acting on paired donors, with incorporation or reduction of molecular oxygen; monooxygenase activity; iron ion binding
Source: RefSeq, a predicted model, not a curated record